Molecule: messenger RNA, 639 nt
Organism: Caenorhabditis elegans
Lineage: Eukaryota; Metazoa; Nematoda; Chromadorea; Rhabditida; Rhabditidae
Gene: C48E7.7
Product: MS Related Protein
Exons: 2
Coding region: 78-536 (152 amino acids)
Source: RefSeq, marked reviewed
GAAAUAAAAUCAGUUCUCACUUGAACAUUAACAUUCGACUAACCAUCAUCUUGCAAACUUGCACCAAAUCAAUCGACAUGCAAUCAAUCAACAUCUUGUUCGCCAUGCUCCUCAUCUUGGCUCCAAUUGUCAAUGGAGACGAUACUGCCGUUGCUGUGACUGCAACUAAAGUCACUGAAGAUGCAACUGUGGCUCUCAUCGAAACAACAGCCAAAGCCGUUGCAGAAACAGAACCAGCUACAGAACCAGUUCAAACCACCGAAGCUGUUGAAGAAACUACAGAAGCUGUUGUUGUAGAAGCCACUCAAGAGACUAAAGAUGCUGAAACCAAUGCUCCAGUUGAUACUCCAGCUGCCAAUAACAUCGAAGCUACAACUGAAGGGGCUUCUCGUCCAUCGCUUUCAUCGACUGUUGCACCAAAUGUAACUUCUGUUGAUGACUUGCUCGGAGAAACUUCAACCAAUGCCACAAAAGCUGCUUACAACACUGGAACCUUCUUUGUUGUCCCAAUGGUCGUUCUCGCUUUGAUUCAAUGAUUUGAUUGAUCUCUGUUGCUAACUUAUACUAACUGAAUAAAAUAUUAUGUGAUAACCAAGUUCUUCAAAAGUCUUUAUUACAUUAAUCUAUUGCAGUUAAUAA